This is a messenger RNA of Girardinichthys multiradiatus, 9589 nucleotides long. RefSeq names its product homeobox protein Hox-A1-like. The record is from RefSeq and is a predicted model, not a curated record. Bases 278 to 1087 code for a protein of 269 amino acids. Gene Ontology annotation, molecular function: DNA-binding transcription factor activity, RNA polymerase II-specific; RNA polymerase II cis-regulatory region sequence-specific DNA binding. Gene Ontology annotation, biological process: regulation of transcription by RNA polymerase II. The transcript is spliced from 2 exons. Gene Ontology annotation, cellular component: nucleus. Lineage: Eukaryota; Metazoa; Chordata; Actinopteri; Cyprinodontiformes; Goodeidae.
GGUGAAAGGCUACUGAAGGCCCUUUCGUGUCUGUUAAUAGUCUCCUUUCAGGUCGUGCGCAUUUUCCUGCUCACUCGGCCGGUUCAACGUCGCCUUCGCCUGAUGACUGUGAUGUCCGGCUAUUGGCCGAGACCGGGAGGGCACGUCAUCUCCAUCAAUCAGGGGGACUGCAUGGUUCUCCUCUGAGGAAUGUCCUCCCUGCACGCCCCGUCCAGCCGCCUGACCAUGCGUGGCUGUGGAUGCAAGAGAGGCCGGGCAUGAAUUGCAUUCCCGUCCAAUGAUUAUGCAGGGGAAAGGUGAUAAUGACUUUCUAUCAGGAGGGGAAAACCGCCCUCAACUCUCUGCAAAAGAGGUCACAGUGCUGGACCUGGGCGGCAGGUCUCCUGAACUGGAGGUGGAGGCAGCUCCUGGAUUUUAUUUGACUCUCUGCACCCCUUCGGUUAGCUAUCCUCCCCCUCUUCCUCUCCCACCGGAAUGUGGGUCUCUGGAGGGCUUUCCUACACCGGCCUCCCCUCGCUCCUCCCGCGUCACCUGGCGGUGCACGGCAAAGGGCUCUCCGGGAGGCAGAGACUCGAUCGUCGAGACGCAUCACUGUUGUUUUGGAUCACUUGCAGAGGAAAUUGGCUCAUCUUUUUAUUCUGGAGCCGCGGUGGAAAGUUCGGACUGUAAUGGAGCUGCAACGGAUGACAGGAGCAAAACUUUUGAGUGGAUGAGGGUGAAAAGGAGUCAGCGCCGAACAAGCAGGAUGCACUUGACCUGCGGUGGCUUCACAACGGGCCUCUGCGUGGAGGAGGUUGGAAGCCCGGCUGACCGCGCCGCCGUGAACGGACCCCCAAGGACAAGUUUCAGCACCAAGCAGCUGACCGAGCUGGAGAAGGAGUUCUACUUCAACAAGUACCUGACGCGGGCCAGGCGGGUGGAGGUGGCCGGCAACCUCCGGCUCAGUGAAACGCAGGUGAAAGUUUGGUUCCAGAACAGACGCAUGAAGCAGAAGAAAUUAGAACGGGACGGGCUAAUCUCGGACGCCCGGGGUCCUCUGCAGGACGGGCUUGACCAGGAAAACGUGCGCCUCACCCUGAACUCCUGAACUGUAACUAUCGAGCGUUAUAGGGAGCGAUGGCGCCAGGCUGCAGGCAGAUGUUUUGAUUCGUGUUUGCAUCGUUUGCAAUCAGGCUUCACCUUUAUUUGUUUACCACGUUGGAUGCUGUACUCCCGAGAAACGUGAUGGCAGGCUCUCUUCAUGCAAGAACGAGUGAAAACGAUUUGUCAUUUACUGGCUUCAGACUGGGAACUCUGAUUUGAAUAUUAAAAUUGAAUGCCAUUUCAUUGUGCUCCAGUGUGCACAAUGUAAACGAAGAUACAAACUUCUUUAAUUGACCGUGGAAAUCCUUGGGAGGCUAUUUGAUUAUUUUGGACCAUUUACCAGGAGAUGAUUUUACUUAAAUAUGGCCUGUUUUAAUCAGCAGGAACCAUGUUUUUUUGUCCAGAUGGACGCCAGACAUAUUUAUCUAAGGUCCCUUUCAUAUUUUUUGAGAAACUCAAAAUCUAUAGGCAACAUUUAAUCACAAAUACACACACAGACACGCUCACGCAGUCAUAUAUAUAUAUGUAUAUAUAGUAUAUAAUAUAUAUAUAUAUAUAUAAUACACGAUACGCGAACAGCGUUGUUUCUUUGUUAUUACAAAGAUGUAUUUAUUGAAAAUUAACAGAUGGCCCUAAUGACACCAAAAAAGAUCUAAGUUUCGGACUUUAAACGUGAUUAUUUUAAUUUCUAACAACAAAACCUGGUGUUAUCACAGAGGAAAUGUUCGUAGAUCAAUAUGUUGUAGAAGAACCUUGAAUUACUAUUUAUAGCAUGUAAAUGUCCUUAUAGCCCUGUUAAAUUGUGUUUCUACAGCAGAUGCACCUGUUGUGUACACUGUAUGUUUGCAGAUACUUUGCGUGUGUACGUGCGCGUGUGUGUUAUAUUCACCUGCUUGUUUUCCCUGUUUUAAUAUUUUCAUUUUCCUGCAUCCACACAAAAUUAAAAUGCAAUAAUUGGAGGAGAGAUUUAUCGACUGCACUCAGUAUUAGCGUAUCGAUCCGUUGUGAUCCAUUCAUUGGAGGCGCUAAUCUAGGGAGCAUUUGCAUGUAUCUUUAACUGCAUGUUAAUGGAACGCGCAAAACGCCCCGAUCGGGAGCUGUUCCGCUCUUUAUUGCCUCUAUACUUGCAUCUGAAAAUGAUAAUUUGGCCUUGAAAGCUCAUGCGGGAGAGACAGUUAAUAAAAAAAGAAUGCCAUUGCUGGUUUGCGGAUCCACCAAUAAACUGCGCGACUACUAGCACAUCCCGCAGCUCAAUACUCCUCCCAGAUUCACAUCUCAUUUCAUGCAAAGUAAAUGACUGUAAACACGCUCCUUAAACACUGCUGCUGCUUUCACAAUCCGUUUCAUUCAUGUUAAUGUCUUUCAUAAUAUCAAGCUAUGAGCCAUCAUCCACAUUAAUUCUCUGUGAGGGUAUAUUUUGAUUAGCUUUCAAUUAGCGUCUUUGCACUGGAUAUUAUUGCUGCUACAUCCUAAACAAAUCACUAGAGAGCAAUCUAGACUGGUUUGAAAUAAACUUAUACAAAUAAUUACUUUGAACUUUCUUAGGUUAUCCGUCGAAGUCAUUCUGGUCAUAUUUUGAUCAUCUGUUUUGGUGGACACAUGCAGGGGCUGUGAGGCCAAGCUAAUGUAUGCAGUCACACCAGAGUUCAACUCUCACCUCCUGACCCUCGCCUUGCCUCGAGACAAGAGUGACCCGGUCAGUAGCUCUGGAAAGAAAGAUGCUCCAUUGGUUUGGGUGACCUCAGAGUCUGAGAUUUUUCUUUCAUUCGACUUCUUUCAGCAAGCAACUCCGAGCUCUUUUGUUCUGAUGUGUUGGUCUCUAUGUCCACACAACAAUAUUUCAUCGAGCUGAAUAGCAGUAGGACCAGGCCAUAUGAUAAUUGUUCAUAUUAUAAUUCUGCACCAUGGGAGAUGAUGUAUUUUUCUCCACCAAGAACUAACCUAAUUUUUUGCCCUAUAUUGCUUAUUUUCAUAAGCCAAAUAAAUGUGACUCUGGCUCACUUUAUAAAGUGGACAGAAGACUAUUUUAAUCCAUCUGGUUAUCUAAAUAUAACUUGCAGGACUAUUUUCAAAGAGAAAUUACACAAUUUUAAGGCAGAACAAAUAAGAUUCAGCACUAAAAACAUUUGCAAAUAUUUAGAGAUGCUUAGUGCUUAAUUAACACAUAUCUGCCUGAAUGAUUUCUAAAACAAAGUAAAAGAGGAAGACUGAAAGUGUUAAUUAAUAAAGAAAAAUGUUAUUGAGCAAAAUAAAGCUCACAAUGUUUCAUACAAAACGCCAUAAAGAUCAAGUCAUUCAAAUAAAAUUGUUGUUGAAAUAAAUUUAGAAACUAAGAUAUUAAAAUUUUCUAUUUUAGUGAUUAACAAAUAAAUAAAAAAUACAUGAAAUUUAAAAGCUAAGAAAUAACUAUUCUUAACUUUUUAAAUAAUUGUUUUUCAGAAAUAUUGAAGAACAUUUGAAGUCAAAAGACUAUUAAUCACAAGACGGAGAUUUAGAAAUCAUCUUUUUUCAGAAUUACUUUCAACUUUGCAUGCAAGUAUGACUCAAGAAGCGAUGCACCUAAUUUAUUGUAAAUUUGCAUUUAGGCAAAACACAAACCAUUAAGGCUCCCUUUCUCUAAACAAAAUAGGCAGAAUUGGAUUGUUUAACAAAAUCUUCAAUGAUGUCCUCUGUCUUUAAGGUCACUUGGAACAUGCUGAGGAUGAGAAUAAUCAUGCUUAUCUUAGUGAUAUCACGAUAAUAAUAUAAUGCUAAAGCUUGUUAUAAUAAAAACAGUGUUCUAUGUCCACUCUUGCUGCUGAAAACUCUUUCAUCAUCUUCUGCAGAUAUGUUUACUUUGCCACAGAGCUUCAGGGUUCUAAUGUGCACAGAAAGAUGCUUUCAGCAGGUGUGCAGUGAGACUUCUUCUCAAAUCCAGACUUACUUCAUCACAGUUUUAAUAGAUUCACUUAGAAAUAGCAACCAAAUAUAUGUGCAUCAUAAGGCUGGAGCGAAGGCAGCUGGAGGAAAAAAGUUGAUUCCUUCUGGGUGAACCAUUGCUCUAAUUUCACUCCACGGCAGCUUCAGCAUUUGCGUCUUAACUGAUGAAAGAAGAGCUAUGUUGUUUGCUCAGACCUGACAUUUUGCUCAAAUGCUCUUGAGUGCAACCCUGAUGAAUUUCUGCUCCUUACGUAAUUCCUCCCUAAAGAUGUACGAUUGGUUCAAGAGACUGACAACUGUGCCGUGCUCUCAGGCACACACGCACACACACACUUAGCACAAAAAGAUGAGAUUAAAACAAAAAGGAUUUUUUUUUUUUUUAAAUGAUGCCGGUACAGGUAGAAACAGUGCUGGCAUUAAUGAACUUACAAUUUUCCUCAACUUUAUUUUCCUCUUCCCUUCCUUGUGAUGAAAUCCACUCCAGAAAUCUAUUUAUUCAAAAAUUUUUUUUUAAUCACCAACAAGCACAUGAAUAAUUAAAUGAUUAUCAUUAUUUAUAAAAAAAAAAUUAAAGCUCCUGCUUGCAUAUUGUUGUGAUAAAACACGAAGCACACAAGGUAUUAAAGUAAAUCCAGUGAUGUAUUAGUGCAUGAUGAAUGGGACUAAUGACAAGCCUCCAUCCCUUUCUGUAUCCUGCUGCAAGUUAGCUGAUGUGGGCAGCUGGUAUAAUUCUCCAGAGGUGUGCAGACUGGCAUGAGCAAUGAGUGAAUAUAUGUGCCUUUACAGAAUAUCUCCCAUUACAUUUUAAAUGAACACAUAGAAGUUUCUGAGCUCAAUGUAAUUAAUGUGAAGUUGACCUAAAAUUAACUUAAUGCAUAAUAUGCAUGUAAUAUCCUCAACAGAGCUCAGGGGAGUGAAAUCAAUUGAUCAUUUGAAGCCAUUUCUAACUUAAUGCGAAACACUUACAGAUAGCUCUGUUGUUGUUACAGCCAUAGAUCAUUUGAAUGCUCUCCUUUUUUGUUAGUUUUUCUGCUUGUCUGAUUUUACUGUUUUUUCUUCAUUUGCAAGAACUUUCACGCACUAUUAGUCUUUCUGAUCAGUCUCUUUCACAUAUUUGACUACCAAACAAUUUGCGCAUCAAGAAAGUUGAAAUGAAGUGCACCUGUCUGCAUGAGUGUGUGCAAAUACCCAUUUGGAUGCCCUGUGUGUACAAUUACACAAAUAUGUGUUUUGUUUCCUAGGUGCUACUAAUAAAGCGCUCAAAAGGAUACAAAGCACCUAUUUGAAUAAUUGUUUACACACACACAAAUAUGUGCGUGCACAUGUGCUCACACAUGCAUCAAGCCAUACAUAACACAAUGUAACAGAGCCCCCUCUCCUCUCAGCAGCCUGCAGACCAGUCUGGUCCUUGUCUUCUCUCUUGCCUCCACUCCAGGGAGCAGAUGUUUGGGGACAGCUUACAGCCUCAGCGAAUUUCUGUGUACUCAGCAAACAGCAGCACUCAGCACUUCUGGCUGCAGUGGGAAAUUUGCUCCUGGGGGUGUGGAGGUGGGAUUGGAAGGCUAGGGUGGGGCCUUUGAGUCGGUGGAAAGUGCCGUGAGGACGGAAGGAGGGAGAAGAGAAGAGGAGGGUGCACGCAGAGGUGAAACUGUGUCAAGGUUGUGAUGGAAAUAAUCCACAUUUCCUCAGACCUCAGUUGCUGUGGGUUUGAGCUGCACUGCAGUGUCAUGAGCAGAAGCAUGGCUUUAGGAAGCUCAACCUCUGUCACACAUCCUUGUCUUUGUGACUUCUGCUCACUGACUUUUUUAAACUGACCUUUGAAAUGUUGCAGAUAAGCAUAAUUUGGAGAGGAAAAGAGAAAAAAAAUGCAAUAAGCCCUUUUCAAGAUUCCUGAUAUUGCAUUUGAGACAUAAACUACAAGACAAAGCCAAGCUAUGCUAAUGAUGGCAAUGAAAUUCAUGCAGUGAGGAUUGUGAAAUUAAUAUCAGUAAUAGAUCUUUUAACUAUCCUAGAGAGAGGUCAUAUUGUGGUUAGUGUAAAGCCUAAACAGCUAAUCUGAUUUUAUCAAUAAAACCAAUCACCUGCAAUAUGUUUAUAUUACAACGAUAUAUUAAGGGAUGAUAAGCAUUCACACUGAACAGCAUCCAUGUUACUAUGCAAAGUUACGUUGGUGGAGGAUAACGGCUAUAUCUGCGUGCCCAUUCAGCUGUUUGUGAGUCUGGAUCAUUUUUAACCUGAUAAGCCCUGAGGGGUUAUAAAGCAAUUUCCGCCCAAAAUUACAUAUCCUAAAUAAAUCAAGUAUAGCUCCACAGUUAUAAGGUCUACAUGCAGUGAAACCACUAUUGCAACUGUUACUUUGUCUGAUUUAUUUGGCGGUGUUUGACCGACUUUUAGAGCCGACGAAAAACAGGCAUCCCUCCGCUCAACCCGGGGUUAACUACAAAACUACAAAAAAUCUUCACUGGGAGCAAAGUGUACCGGAGUCAAAUUCCUUGUUUGUCUGUACAAACUUGGCAAUAAAGCUGAUUCUGAUUCUGAUUCUGAUUCUGAUUCUGAACUACUAGAGUCACAAAAGCACAGGAACAUAUAUUUGAUUCCGCUGAAUAAAUCACAGCCUGUCACUCAAAUCAAAAGUUUACUCCACCUUUGGCAGGCAGAGGAGUCACAUGUAACGAGGCAGACUUAUAACUCCACCAACGUAUCUUCAGUGUACACUGAUAUUGAAUAGCUGAGAAAACAGAUACAGAUAUCAACUGUCUACAUUUUCACAAGAUACCAUUAUGAGGCUUGGAAUUGUUUUUCACAACUGAAACAUUUGUGUUUUCCUAUGCUAAAUUUACCUUUGCUGAUGAUGGCACAUCAAACCUGAAUUUUUCCAGAGGCUUUCAUUUGGGCAAGGCCAAACGAAAAGGCACCUUACUGUGCUUCAUGAUCAACUGAUUAGAGGGGUCAAAGCCAGUUUAAGGUUUAAGCAGCCUUUGCCACUGCCUAGAGGCCCCUGCUGGACUGGGGGCCAUAAAGGACUUACAUUUACGCAGGACAGAUUUGGAAAUGUAUAAGUUUUGCACUUAUUAAAAAAGUUCAUAAUUUGAGUUACUGUAUAUUUUCUUUUAAAUUAAGAACAUUUAAAGCCAUGUAAUGGUUUUCUUUAUUCAUAGAAGUCAGGUUUUCAGAGUUCCCAGUUGCCAGCAAGAAGUUAAAAUUCCAUCUUUAAAAGUAAGAAUUCAUGAAGUUCAACUUCAGUAUCUAAUUUGGCCUCCACACAUGCAGAAUGUAGUGAAAGUUGGAAGUAUAAACCUUUUAUUGGCAUUCAUAUCUCAUUAAACCAGUGGCACACAUAGUGCUGUAAACCUUUUGUUAUAGACUAUUGUUGAGCGUGCUCCUCUUGUGCUUGAACACAGUAAAGGCAGAGAAAAACAUUUUUAUCAGCUUAUGUCUUUAAAGUAGGCAGCAUUGGUCCUACUGGUUUUGGAUGCUGCAGCUACAACUCUCUCUGCCCAGUGACAUCAUUCCUAGUACCAAGCUCCAACUUACUGGACAUUGAACCUAGCUUAAUAGCGACAGGCGCCUAGCUUUCAGUGAUACAGCCAUCAGCCUAGGUCAAUGUAACUUUAGCGUAAUGACAUGGGCAUUGCUCAUCUAAGAAAAUAGUACCAAACAUAAUGGUAUCUUCUUAAAGUGUAGAUGCUUAACAUCUACUUGAUUUAAUUAUUUUCCGUUUGAGUUGUUUCAGAUUGCUAAAAUCUGCUAAAACAAAGGACUGUCUGUCUAGGUGUUAGUCUUCCAUUGCUCAGAGGACUUAUAUACUUUUCAACAAACUCCCCAUGAUGUGAAAUCUUUCUACCUAAGGUAAGGGAUCUAUUACCCAGAACUUCACAGAACCCUAUGUGGGACAUUGUUAUUGGUGCCCUUUUUAAUUUGCAUUGUCCAAAUGAAAAAAAAAAAUCAAUCAACCGUACGAUAUGUAAAUUUUCCCCCUCUUCCCAAUAUGUUUCCAGUACAUUAUCCCAGCAAGAAGCCAUUUACAGUCCAACAUACUGUCUUAUUUCCAACAUGUGUCCAAGAACCCAUGUUUUGACCUCUCAUCAGUGUAUUAUGAUCCCUAAACAAACCGCUAUAGAUGAACCCUGCAAUGCUUAUUUGUCUGAAAGAAGGCAACCCCCUACUCCUCUGCCCCCGGGGUGAGGUUGCCAUAGUGACAGAUUCAUGGACAUAUGGAGAGAGAGAAGAAGGAGGAGGCCUGUUUAAAGGGGUGGGGCGGAACGGUUGAGGUGGAAGGACUAUUACCCGGAUGAGACGUUGGUGCUACAGUCGUUCAGACAUGUCUUUUUGCUUCAUCUUUCAGUCACCCAUCCAUGACUGUAUGUGCUCAGCAAGUUGACAGUUCAUGAACUUUUGUCAAUCAAGCCGCCAUCUUGGCUCCAUUUAAAGGGAAGGAAAAUUAAUGUUUUUCUUUAUAUGAAUUCAGAUAGUUAUAUCCACAUUUUGCAGUCUCGCUGUUUUAUCAUUUACGUUAAAGACUGAUCACCAUCAAGAGAACAAACAUACAGAUGUUUUUGCCCCUCGCUAAUUAGGUUCUUUUGAUCAUUUUAUUUGACUCUUCAGUCAACCUGAGGACAUGCUGACAUUGGACAGGAAAUGAGACAGAUGGAACACUCAAAGCAAAAAAAAUACUGGCACUUGUGUUGUAAAAACACAUUUUUAAUCUUUUAUAUAAAAGAAAAAGGUCAGGUGCUCGACCACUCCUCAAGCCUGCUGUUUUAUUUUCCAUUUUUGCGCCUCUCUGGUAAAAUCCUCUGUGCAGCUUCCCUUUAGCAUCCUACUCCUUUUCCUCUUCCCUCUCUCUCAGUAUCAUUAGUCUUCUCCUCUGCCUCUUUGCCUGCUCUCCAACUGAUAUGAGAGGGUGACCCCUGGGCCCUCAGGGGUCAAGUGAUACAAGGUCAUUGGCAGGUCAUCUCUGCUCACUGGCUGACCUCUAAAAGGACUUCUGGAAGCGGCCAAUCACAGUCCUGCUGUGUACCCCCUAAGGCGGGUCCCUCUCCCCAGCUCAUCAGCAGCAUGGGUCACAUGACCAGGGAGAGAUGUCAAAGGGAGGAUGAUUAAUGAUGCUUUUAGUACCUGUUUAGAAUGAAGCUGUCCACACCACGCUGUAAUUACCCGCUCCCAGGCGGCAGCUGCCCAACGUAAUUGCUUUUUGUUUGUUGACCUGGUUUAUUGAGGAAGAAGAUGGCUCUGGUCGGCUAAGAUGGAGCUAUGUACAGUACACAGAGGUGAGAAUAUAUGUAUGUCAAGAAUUUUGGUGGUUGAGCAUGGCUGAGAUUUAUAGCAUCUAUGCAAGACGAUAUAUAGUAUACCUUAGCUGAGCAUGUACACUUCAGUGAUACAAGUGACGUGACACAAGACACCAAGUUGCUUCAGGGUUUAAAGUGCCUUGCAAAAGUAUUUACACCCAUUUAACUUUUUUAAAUAUGGUCUCAUUGUCACAGACUUAUAUGUACGUCAGUGGCAUUAUGCAUAACUAGAAAAGUGGAAACCAAAUGAUGCAUGAUUUUUUUCACUAAUAAAAAUCACAAAAGUGUCAGCCCCA